Laetiporus sulphureus 93-53 is the source of this 489-nucleotide messenger RNA. RefSeq lists its product as uncharacterized. Lineage: Eukaryota; Fungi; Basidiomycota; Agaricomycetes; Polyporales; Laetiporaceae. The record is from RefSeq and is a predicted model, not a curated record. The coding region runs from base 196 to 444 and encodes 82 amino acids. The transcript has a single exon.
AGACCUUUUCGGGGCACGCUUGUGCACGAUGGGACAUGACUUGGUCCACAGAUGCUCGGUUCACCACGGCAGCGGCUAGCACAGGUUACGCUAUUCACUGAUUCUUCAGGUGCCUCGUGUCCGAAGCGUCAUUGAUUCUGUGCCUGCCAGUGGGUCAUCGCAUUCGCCAUCGACACGUUGUUGCACGAGUGGAAAAUGUUGUUUGUUUUUCAGAGUGUAUUCAUUCUGCUCACCGUUCGGCACCUAUCUCGCGAUGUCUGUGGCGUUGUAGAGCCCGCGGUUGCUUUGUCAUUGCAAUAUAGAAACAAUAACACCAAGAUAAUCUCGCUGGUUAAAGGUUUCUUGUUGCAACUCCGGGGUGUGCGCUGUCCUCGUGAGACCCAUGUCCUGUCUACUAACAACUUUAAGCACGUGCGUUCAUCACAAGACUCAGUUCUGCCGUGAAUUCAGCUGUAUAUUCACCCAAAAAUGUCCAAACUUAGAAUGCAU